CCCCCUCGUUUCCUCCCGAGUGGUCUCGCCCGGGCUGGGCGGGCAGCGGGGCGCGCACGUGGGCCGGGCCGCGCGGCGCAGGAUGCUGUGCUGAGGUGCAGGAUGGCUGUGUGGGCUCGGCAGGUCUCCCGCUGGUGCUGCCUGCUGAACUCGGCCCGUGCUGUUGAGUUUACUCGGAGGCUCAGGAGUCGCGGCUGCACCGCACAGGCCUGCCGUGAGCUUGCCUCGCUGGCUGUGCUGCCCGCUGGAAACGAGGAUGUUCUGUGGAGACUGCAGGCAUGCAGGCACGUUUCUGUAGGAAGCUGUUCCCCGCCCGACAGCGCCAGGGAUGGAUCCUUCUCUUCUCCCGAAAGUAACUUGCCUUCAGUACAGCUGGAACAAGGAAAAGCAGAAACAUUACCUGAUCUGAAUGCAAAAGCACUGGACGAAGACUGGGAUGACAUCCCACCUUCAUCUGCUUUGGAAGUGAUUUCCGAGGAAGAAGCUGUACAGAUCAUUGCAGAACCUCUUCUCCCCAUUCAGUCUUCCACGCUCCGAGAUUAUGUUGAUCACUCAGAAACCCUUGAGAAACUUGUCCACCUAGGGGUUGACUUAUCCCAAGUGGAGAAACGUCAAAAGGCAGGUCAGCUCUUACUGACCUUGGACUUUGAAAAAGAUGUAAAAAAAAUACUUCUGUUUCUUAAGGAUGUGGGUGUAGAAGACAAUCAGCUGGGACCUUUCCUGACCAAAAAUCCAUAUAUCCUUGCUGAAGACCUGGAAUCUUUAGAAACCAGAGUGGCUUACCUAAAAUCAAAAAAAUUUGGUAAGUCAGAAAUUGCUCAGAUGGUCUCAAGAGCUCCAUAUUUGCUGUUGUUUUCAGUGGAAAGACUGGAUAACAGACUGGGUUUCUUCAAAAAUGAACUUGGUCUCAGUGCAAAAAAGACAAAGGAUCUGGUAAUUCGUCUUCCAAGGCUACUGACUGGCAAAUUGGAGCCUGUAAAAGAAAAUCUUCAGGUUUGUCAAAUUGAACUUGGUUUUCAACGUAAUGAAAUUCAACAGAUUGUGUAUAAAACUCCCAAGAUUUUAACUGCAAGUAAAAAGAGACUCAAACAGACAUUUGACUACUUACACAACAUAAUGGGUAUUCCCCACCACAUGCUUACUCGCUUUCCUCAGGUUUUCAACUCAAAGCUAUUACGGAUCAGAGAGAGGCAUAUGUUUCUUGCAUUCUUGGGAAGGGCCCAGUAUGACCCAGCACAACCCAGCUACAUCUCUCUGGAUCAGCUAGUAUCCUUGCCUGAUGAGGUGUUUUGUACAGAGAUGGCCAAAGCUUCUAUGCAGGACUUUGAAAAGUUCUUAAAAACACUUUAAUUUUUUACAUGUGUUACUAAUUAUAGAAUUAAGUUAGGAAAUAAACAUACUUUAUAAAACUACUUCCCUUUAAGGUCUCUUAAGUUUUUAAUUACUGGUUUAAGAAGUGUGUAGGAUUUAAAGGCUCACAGUAAUACUGAUAGUAACUUAAAAACAUAUUUCAGAAGGAUUGAGUGAAUAUGUUGAUUGCUACUAAUGCAAGCCUUGUAAUUAAUCUCUAACUUAAUUCAGAGUGGAUGAUGCAGCAUGCUAACUGAAAGGUAAAUUCGGAUGGAUUCUUCUUUUUUACUUUUGAUAAUGGCAGAAUUUUGGGAGAUUGGAAAACUGGCUAGUGAUUUAUUCCCUGUCUUGCCCUCUGUUGUCUUCUUUCACCCUCUUCCCCAAAAGUUAGGAUAGCAAGAUACUGGGGUAGUGAGGUAGUGUUGUGUUUACCUGCUUGAGGUAAUAAUGUUAUUAUUUUCCUUGUAAGGUAGAAAGAAUCACACCAUCACAUGUGUGAAGCUCCUCAUACAGAAAGGAACUCUUUCAAUAGGUUACAAAGGUGUUUCCUUGUGAAGCUGGCUGCCGAAAUUAGUAUCCUAAAAGCUGGUUAGCAAUGUAAAAAAAGAAAACCAGCAAACUGAAUUUAGUCAAAUUAUAGAAAGAAAAUAAAACUGUUAGUGUCCCUGAAAUCUAGAAGGACAUUAUUUUAGUUACUUUUCCCCUUGUUCAGUUUUUUCCCCCGCAUACCAAUGAGAUUUGUGUGGCUUUAAUAUACAAGUAAAGAUAUGAAUAGAGGCUGUAGUAUAUAUUAAGGUGAUAGAGUUAAUCUGUUGUAAAAGCUGAAGUAAAUGCUGACAUUGGGCAUCAUGGGAGUAUUAAAAAUACUUAAUCUUAUCAUUAAACAAAGCACUUUAAUACCAAAUUAUCAAAUGCUUCCCACUGUAUGUGGGAAAAAUUAAAAAGCUGCCUAAAUCCACACACAAACUGUCUGAUAUUGUUUAGAAGUUUCCAUUCCUUCAGUAAAAACAGUUCAGGAAACUGAAAUGCAGAUGUUUUAAUUUGGAUUGAAGUUUAUUUAAUGAAAAACCUCUACAUUUUAAAACUUCAUUGUUGAAGCUAAAACUAGCAAUUUUUAUGCACACAGCAGAAUAAAAUUCAAAAGGUUAAAUUCUACUAAUAGGUGGGAAAUAAAGUAAGGUUAAAGAGAUUUAAAGAAUGAGAAUAGUAGUGAUCUCUGGAUUAUGACUUUGGAUAAAUUCUUAUUGAUCCAAAUUAAGAAUUUGAAAAAGAAGUGCUUGAAACACAUUGAAAAACCACAUUCAUUGUCUGCAAUAUAUAUCUGAGAUGCUCUCUUUUGUCUUUUUUCUCAUGUUUCCUAUUCCAUUGGCCUGGGAUGAUUGAAAUCCUCUAUUAAAUAGACUGUUCUUGGUGGAGAUACAUAACAAAUUUCAUGGUGGCUGAAAUGUGAUGGCUAAGCACUUUCCCCCAUUUCCUUCUGUUAAAUAAAAGUAUCCAAGCCCAAUAUGCUUAUUUGGAUUUUUGAUUGUAUGAAAUGCUAAUAAGAAACUGUAAUCUUCAAACAAUCUUGUAAAAAAUAAUGUUUAUAGUAAAAAUGUUAAUAGGAAGUAUGUGGGUUCAUGUUUGAGUUAACUUUUGCAGAUUUGCUCCACUAGCCUUAUUACUAUGUAUUACCAUGUCAUAAAGCAUUGUAAUAGAAAUUAUAUUGCAAAGUGUGUAUAUUUUGGAUGUCUCAAA
Molecule: messenger RNA, 3087 nt
Organism: Corvus hawaiiensis (hawaiian crow)
Lineage: Eukaryota; Metazoa; Chordata; Aves; Passeriformes; Corvidae
Gene: MTERF3
Product: mitochondrial transcription termination factor 3
Exons: 8
Coding region: 103-1350 (415 amino acids)
Biological process (GO): mitochondrial ribosome assembly; regulation of DNA-templated transcription
Cellular component (GO): mitochondrion
Molecular function (GO): double-stranded DNA binding
Source: RefSeq, a predicted model, not a curated record